Messenger RNA from Lathyrus oleraceus (garden pea), 732 nucleotides. RefSeq lists its product as uncharacterized. The record is from RefSeq and is a predicted model, not a curated record. The transcript is spliced from 2 exons. Bases 1 to 732 code for a protein of 243 amino acids. NCBI's taxonomy places the organism in Eukaryota, Viridiplantae, Streptophyta, Magnoliopsida, Fabales, Fabaceae.
AUGGAUUCCAAACGUACUUUUCUAAAUAAGUUUUUGAAUGAAGAGGUUUAUGUUGAACAACCCAAAGGGUUCAUUGAUCCUAGUUCUCCAAAUCAUGUUUAUAAGCUGAAGAAAGCUCUCUAUGUGCUAAAACAAGUGUCAAUAGCUUGGUAUGAAAGGCUCACUAAAUUUCUCACCACUAAUGGUUACAUGAUAGGUGAUAUUGAUAAAACAUUAUUUGUCAAGAUAGAGGAAGUGUCAUUUCUAGAGUUUGAUGUAAGUGAUGAGUUGUUUGUGUCUAUCGAGCAAGUAAAUGAGUUCGUGAAGGAUGAUGCUGAAGUGUUUAUGAUAUUAGCUUUUAUGAAGAUUGAGGGCAAAGUUGUGAUCAUUGAGUUACCAGUGGUGUGUGAUUUUCUUGAAGUGUUUCUAGAUGAUAUCAGUGAUUUCCCGCCAGAGCGUGAGGUUGAGUUUUCCAUAGACUUAGUACCCGAUAUUAGUCCUAUGUCGAUGGUGCCGUAUAGAAUGUCUGCUUCAGAGUUGAGUGAAUUGAAGAAACAAUUGGAAGAGUUGCUUGAGAGGAAGGUUGUUUGGCCGAGUGUUUCGCCGUGGGAUGCGCCGGUGUUGCUAGUCAAGAAGAAAGAUGGUAGCAUGAGACUGUGUGUUGACGAUGGACAACUGGAUAAGGUGACUAUCAAGAACAAGUAUCCACUUUUGAGGAUUGAUAAUUUGAUGAGCCAGCUGGUGGAAGCGUAA